AUGACAACAAGUCAUCAUACUCUUACAAAUAUUCUUUUAACUAAACAAGCAUUAUAUGGUGGUGGUUGUUCUGAAAGUAUGAAAAUUCUUUUUUUAAAAAAACAAAAAAAUCAUUUAGCUGUACAUUAUUUAUUAAAAAUAUUUCAAAAUAUUAUUCAUGCUCAAUAUAAUUAUAAUUAUAUUAUUGAUCGAAUUCAUGGUCAUCUUUGGUAUUUAUUAGAGAAUGAUGAAAUAAGUCAAACAUGUGCUUGUGAAUUAUAUUCAAGAACAAAUCAUUUAGAUAUUGAAUGGGAAAAUUUUUUUUUCUAUUUUGAUGAUGAAAAAUCAGAAGAAGAAGAUAAAAUUCAAGAUAAUAAUGACUUUUUUAUUAGAAAUAUAUAUCCAAAAUAUUUAGAUAAUUUUCAUAUGAGAACAAAUGCUUUUAAAACAGCUGUUGAAACAGCGAUUAAUCUAUAUUUAACUAGUAUUUGUUUAUAA
This is a messenger RNA of Rotaria sordida, 477 nucleotides long. The record is from the annotation of a GenBank genome assembly. Lineage: Eukaryota; Metazoa; Rotifera; Eurotatoria; Philodinida; Philodinidae.